Messenger RNA from Cavia porcellus (domestic guinea pig), 2007 nucleotides. Its product is annotated as butyrophilin-like protein 10. Gene Ontology annotation, molecular function: signaling receptor binding. Gene Ontology annotation, biological process: regulation of cytokine production; T cell receptor signaling pathway. NCBI's taxonomy places the organism in Eukaryota, Metazoa, Chordata, Mammalia, Rodentia, Caviidae. Gene Ontology annotation, cellular component: external side of plasma membrane. The transcript has 7 exons. The record is from RefSeq and is a predicted model, not a curated record. Bases 235 to 1266 code for a protein of 343 amino acids.
AUCAGCACAGAAUAUCAGGGAGGGAAGGAGGUGUGCUCUUACCUUUUGCCCUUUUGCUCUUGUCACUUGUGGCCACCACAAACCGUUGCCUCUCAUCCACGCCACCCUGCCUUAGAGCCAGCUGAAUAUGCACUGGGACCUCCACAAACUCAGGAGAGUGACCACAGGAGAAGACCUGCAGUGUGGCUGUGACAGAGCAAGGACAGGGUCCCACCUCCCCCUGAGCCUCCUGUGAUGCAGCCCUGGGCCCUGCACUUCAGGCGCCUCCUGCUCUGGCUGUUGCUGCCCUGGCCAGGCGCAGGGCAGUUUCAAGUGAAGGGACCAAGGUUUCCAGUCAUUGCCCGAGUGGGAAAGGCUGCAAUGCUUCCCUGUCAACUCAACCCACCCGUGGAUGCUAGGAAUAUGGUGAUCAGAUGGUACCGGGAACAGCAAUCAGUGCACGAGUACAGGAAUUCUCAGGACCACAUGGAGCAGCAGAGUCUUGAGUACCAAGGGAGGACAGAGCUCUGGAGGGAAAACAUCACCCAAGGCCAGGUGGCCCUGAUGAUCCAUCCCAUCCUCCCUGGAGAUGAAGGACAGUACAGCUGUGUCUUUGUAAGAUCAACACAUCUUAGCCAAGCACAGUUUGAGCUGUUUGUCACAGCCUCAGGUGCACCUCCUCAUAUCCACAUUCAGCCUGCGCAAACUGGGAGCAUCACAUUGACCUGCUCAUCCUCGGGGUGGUACCCAGUCCCUGAGCUCCAGUGGAGGGACCCACAGGGAUGGCCUCUGUCACCUGACUCUGUGAUGAUGUCUGCACUAGAAGAUGGCCUGAUCCACGUGGAAAGCUCUGUCACAGUGAAGGAAAGCUCAAGAACACCUGUGUCCUGUUGGAUCCAGAACCCUGUGCUCAAAGAGGAGAAGGAGGCGGGUCUCUCAGUGGCAGAGGCCUUGUUCCCCCGAGUCAACACCUCGACAGUGGCACUGGCUGUGCUCUUGGUCCUCACCUUGAUGAUCACUGCUAUUCCCCUCCUGAGAUGCAGAAGAGCCCAAGAAGACAUAAUUCUGGAUGAAGACAGAGCUCACCCUCUGCUGCCAGGGUCAGAUGGUGAGAAACACAUUCAGGGUUUGUUAGGCGACCAAGCUGUUCCUAAAUACCGUAGAAGAUACGCUUCUCUCCAAGUUGUGCCAGAUGAAGCUGAUCUCCUUAGAGCACACCUGAAGACCUUUCUGCAGGACUCGUCCCCAUGGACCAAAAGACACAGCACCCCAGCCGUGAAGUUGUAGAGGAAAAAUAAGUAAAAUUCCCGUUAUUUGAUCAUUUCCACUGCCCACCCCGUACCCCAGCGUCCCCAUACUUUCAUCCUUGUCAGGUUUGAGAAAUGCAACAUCUUCUUCUUCUCUGUGACUUGAGCAUGAGAUUCUGAAGAGCUGGCUGCUUCUCUCAGUAGAUCAGGCCACGUGUUUCUCACCAAGCUUUAGAGCAGAGGAGCAGGGUUUCUCUCCCUUGGCUUCCUGAUGGUAAUGUCAGAUGUUCUUGUCUUCCUGACCACGUCUGAGCUGAAAUCUGCACUGUGAUCUCUUCGGUGUGGGACAGCACAGUGACAAUGAAUCUCAUUUACAUAGGAAAAGUGUCCUAUACAGCCACUGCCCCUUCAGUUUGCUCACCCUUCACUUCCAUGUGUAAUUUUUUAACUGACCAAAUGUAUCUUUAUGGGCUCCUCUUUGGGUUCAUCCUCCCUUAUCCCGUCAGCAUCCUGUACAGGACAGGCACUGCUCACAUGGGACCAGCUGUACAGGGAUGACAGGGAAAGCUCGUUGAGGAAUAAAUCCAUAUUUGUAAUUACCUUUCACUUCUCUACCAAGUCUAUUAAUAUUACUUUCAUCAUGAUUGUAAGACUGAAAUGUAUUAUUUCAUACCAUGUCAUCACAUUGGAAAGGUCUGUUCUUUUUAAUGGAAACACUAAAUUCAGUUUAUUAUAUUGGAAAGGUUGUUACAAGCAAUUAUAAUACAAAUAUCAAGUUUAA